Molecule: messenger RNA, 4435 nt
Organism: Gryllus bimaculatus (two-spotted cricket)
Lineage: Eukaryota; Metazoa; Arthropoda; Insecta; Orthoptera; Gryllidae
Source: the annotation of a GenBank genome assembly
AUGUCAGCCGGCCGCCGCCGCCCCGGCCCGCCGCUGCCACCACCACCAACCGCCUUCGUCGCCCGCCCGCCGCUCCUCGCGCGCCCAUUGAGCGGCCUCUGCGAGGCGCCGGGCGAUGGAAGUGGAGUGGCGGGGAGGGAGGGAAGGCGAGCGGCGCCGGAGCCCGGCGGUUCCGUCCCCCUCCCCGCUCCCCUGCGAUGCCGCCGCCGAGGCGCCGCCGCGGGCGACGGUGCCAGCGGCGAGGGCGCGGGGCGCGGCGGGCGCGCGUGGUGCCGCCUGGCCUACUGGGAGCUGGCGGUGCGCGUGGGCCGCCUGUUCGCCGUGGAGGCGCCCUCCGUCGACGUGUUCGGGGCGGGCCGCUCGGCGACGGCCUCUGCCUCUCCACCCUGCCGACGCGCGCGCCGGCGCCGAGCGGCAGGCAGUGUGACACUGAGCUGCGAAGUCGACGGCGUGUGGGCCUACAACCGGUCGGAUGGGCCGAUCUUCGUCAACUCGCCCACCCUGGACGAUCCGGAUUCACGAACGUUGUUAGUGUAUCGUGUUCCCCCGGGUCACUGCAUCAACGUCUUCGAGCACGCGAAAGCCGAGGAAGCGCGUCGGCGCCGGAGACAAUUGGAGCAAUUGACGCAAAGCGGCCCCACGGACCCGAACUCGGUGCGGAUCAGUUUCGCGAAGGGCUGGGGGCCCAAAUACUCUCGGCAGGAAGUGACUGCGUGCCCUUGCUGGAUUGAGGUGCUCCUGGCGCCGUGUAGGUGAUGUGUGCUAGUACGCUCGACCAACGCGAACUAAACGAAGAGCCUACGAACGCGAAUGUCGAGAGAAGUUUGUGAAUUCGGGUGAACGCUUAAUCGAUGCGCACCACCCGUCAUUGGUACGAAAAGAAGAAUCUAUGCGAGAAAGAUGGCACUAUCACGACGACGGCUACUUCGACUUGAUUUAAUCGAAAAGGGUUUGUAGGCUCAUGUAGAUAGCGUUGGCUCGACAACCCUUGAGUCGAGAUCGAGCUUGAGUCCAUUAAACCUGUCAGCGAAAACGAAUAAAAUAGUGUUUAAUAUGUCCUGCGUACACUAAGGAUGGAUGUGUCGUCGUCAGCAGAAGGAUACGGUUCUGAAGUCUCCAGUCUUGGUACAAAUGUAUUAAUUGAAUUUUGAAAAUAAUUCUUUGGAGUAGGUAUGCCCAAGGGCAUUCAGAAAACUGGAUAAUUGUAUGUUGAAAUGUACAAUAAAAUGUGCAAUAAUGGAAGUAUGGACUAUGAUUUGUACAUAAUGAGUUCUUAUUUAUAAUGAUGAUGGCUGUUAGCUGUCAAAAAACUUGUUAUGUCUCUGAAACUUAAAAGGCCAAAAGCUAGCUGUUCGAUUAUAUUUUGUGACAAAAAUUUUUCUGUGAGAAAACAGUGCCUUCUGUGUAAAUAUAUAAAUAAAUGUUAACUUCCUGCUGCAUUAGUUAACUUGCAUAACAUGCUGUGAGUAAAAUUGAUAAGUGAAUUCAUCCUGCAUUGCCAUCUAGAGUUUGCCUUGAUCUCUGUGCCAGAGGAAUUUUAUGCAAUUCCAUGGAUGUGUAUAUUUAUAUCUUGUUUGAGACAGCAUUUUCAUGCUGCAAAUGUUCCAGUGGUCAAAUUCAGAAGGUUGGCAUUUCCUAUGUGAACAAGUUAGUCUUCGGUAAGAGAGAUUAGUGAUAUUUCAGCAAAAUAAUUGUAGAAAGCUUUCCUGUUCUUUCAAUUGUGCCUCCAACCUUAUCACUGGAACAUAUUUUGAAAUAUUUUGAAAAUGUUAUUCAGUGGUGGUUUGGCAACUAUUUACUGUAGCAUUUAGAAAGAGUUCAGUAUUUCUAAGUAGUUUCAGUACUUAAUGCAGCUGGGAACAUACAAUGUUCUAAAAUUCUGAUCUAUAGAGAACUGCCUUCUUUCAUGCUAGGACUUUGUAUUUGAAAAUGAUAUAAAGCCACUGUGUCAUCUCUCUUAUGGAACAUAAAACAAGUUAAAUUAUUCUCAAUGAGAGAGAUUGUAGUACUGAUUUCUUUCUUAAAAUUUAUGUACUCUUGUCAUUGUAAUGUCCUCCUUAAAAUAGAUUUGGAAGUGUGACUUUCUGGUACUUCCAGUCUUGUAAUUAUCUGUAUAUGAAUGGAAGUUUAUUUUUGUAAUAAGUUUGAAAUAGUGUGCGGUCUUAAUUUUGCAAAGUGGUGCAUGAUACUUAUCAUGCAUUCUGGGACAUAUACAAAGCCUUUCAUAACUGUGAUACUUCAGAGAUAACAUUAAAAAUGUGUUUCUUUAAAAUACGUAUUUGCUAUAUUAUGUUCAUUGUGAGAAGGUAAAUAUAAAUAUAAACUAAGAAAUGAGGCUUACUACCUUGUCAUGUCCCAAAAGUUUUAAGCAUUCUUCUGAAGUUAUAUUCAACCAUCUGACACAAGCUUAUUUUUAUUACCAGAAUUGUGGAAUAUUAGACUUAUUUUUUAAGAAGAAAAAAAUAAUUUUUACCUUAGUAACUUUGUUUCCAACAAUAGGAAAAUUGUUUUUUAAAAUUUUUUUGAAGAUAUAUCUUUUAAUCAUAAACAAAAAUAUGUUUUCUUAAUUUUUUUUACAUUUAUUAGUUUGUCUGAAUUACACAACUUCUUUCUCAGAGAGUGAACAGCCUUUUUAUAUUUAUUGUAUUCUCUCAUUGAGCUUUGUUCUUGUAUCAGAACAUAAUCCAUGGAACAAGUUUGACCUGCCAAUUGUCCUGUUGUACCUGCCCCAAUACAUUGCAUUCUUGUCCUACCUCACAUCUAGGCAAUAGCAGAUCUAUUAUAGAACAGUCUUGUUAAUAUACACAAAAUUGUGCUAUGGAGAAAGAAAUUCAAUUCUUUAUUUCAUAGGAAAUAUUUCACUUUUUUUCAAAAGCCUUUAACUUGUCUUGUGCCAUUUACUAGUCCAAUUGCAGUUAUUGUAGAUAAUUUUUAAAUGCUGAAACUUUUGGUAACAUAAAUAUGUUUAUUUUCAAGUAUAUUCUAUUCAUGAAAUGUUAAGUGUCUUAGACAAAGUAUUGGUUUACAGAUUAUAUGCAUGUCAAUAAACCUUGCCUGAAUUCUCUGUUGUGGACAGAAUUAUGCUGUAGGUACAUGUUUUCCACAAACCUUAUAGAAGUGCUUUAUUUAAUAUUUGUUGUCAAAAUGUGCCUCAUAUAUAAGGACUUGAUCAUGCUGGAAAACACUUGUCAGUUGUAUGCUGAAGUCUUCUAUCUGUUAUAUAAAACUUUAUAUUUCUAGAAAAUUAUUUUAAUUAUUACUUUAGAGAAAAUUAUGUAUAAAUAUUUUUUUUUCAUUUAAAUUGAUUAACUUAGUAAUUGAGAAUACUGCAAGGGCACUUUUAACUUAACAUUGGAAAAUACUUUCGGAGUUUAUAAGAAUGAACAGUUGCAACUGAUGAGACUAAAUCCAAUGAAAUUUGUCAGAAAGGGUACAGAAAAUAGCACAUACUGUUUUUUAUACUUUCCAAUCAAUUUUUAUUUGUAAUUUUUCUUACAUAAGUGAAGUUUAAAAAGAACUGAAAAUCUUUAUGUAAAGUUUGCACUAAUGUAUUAUUUAAUCCUUUAUUAUUUUUAUUCAAAAAUGUUUAUUCUGAUAAUUCUCAGAGUUUGGAAUAUACUUUGAAUUUUUUUGAAAUGACCAAUUUUGAUUUUCUUCUUGGGUAACAUUUACUUUUUGGCAGAGCUUAUUUUUUAUUCCUUGCAGCCAUUCUGAGGUGACAGAUUAAUGUAAAAUGGGAAACUUAAAAAGAACAUUUGACUGCAUGAUAUGUCCUUAGUAUUUUGUGAUGAAUAUAGAGUAUUCUAAAGACGCAGUGCCCUUAACCUGCUCUUGCCAUAACUGGUUCAUCAUAUGUACAUUUUGGUAAAUGUUUUAUAAUCGUACUUCAUUUAAGUCUGUACAGCCAAGAGAUGUUUGAGAUUGACAAAUAAAUAUUCUUUGGCAAACCUUUCUAGGCUUUAGCCUAGUAUGCUGGAUUUGUUUGAUGGAAACAAGGAAAAUAUUGAAGACAGAAAAUUGUAGAUAAGUGGAAGGGUUGAAACAUGCUAGUCGAUGUGUAAAGCAGGUUAAUGUUUUACCUUGCACACUCUUCAAUUUUCUGACUUCUAUGCAGUACCCUGAAGAAAUUGGGCAUACUGUUCUAGCUAUUUUUAUUGAUGGAUCAGACUUUUGUCCUGCACUGAUACUUUGAAAUCAAGUGCGAGGAGCAAAAGUUCACUGAAACUUACGCAAAGAAACUUAUGAAGUGUACUAUAAUGCUUUAGGAUAUAAAUUUUAUUUUGUGUUUGUAUUUAAUCAAAAUUAUUUAAACAGAAGCAACAAGGUACAGCUGACAAUCAGUGUAUAUAUGUACAUAUGCAGCUGGGAGGAAGAUUAGGUCUAAAUUUUGGCCUUAUAUUCCUCAUUUAUAUUAAAAAUUACAAAUGCUAUGAAA